Rubroshorea leprosula is the source of this 1300-nucleotide messenger RNA. The record is from the annotation of a GenBank genome assembly. NCBI's taxonomy places the organism in Eukaryota, Viridiplantae, Streptophyta, Magnoliopsida, Malvales, Dipterocarpaceae.
ACCAUCACCGUAUACUUAGAAAAGGGCCACCGAUGUGGAUCCGACCCAUACCCAUACCCAUACCCAUUGCUCAAACCUUACUUCUCUCUGCUUCAAUUGUGCGGCCGCUAAGCUCAAGAACCAAGGCUCGAAGAGUAUCGGUACUGAGUCAGAACGAGUCAGCAGGCGCGAUGGAGGUUGCUGGGUCGGAUUCCGAUGGUAAAGAAUUCAAUAACGCACAGGAAAUGUGGAGAGAACAAAUUGGACCGGAAGGAGAAGAGCAAAAGAAGACUCAAUGGUACCGUGAAGGCGUCGCCUACUGGGAAGGUGUGGAGGCAUCAGUAGAGGGAGUAUUGGGUGGAUUUGGUUGUGUGAAUGAAGCAGACAUCAAGGGUAGUGAAGCUUUUCUAAGUAUCCUUUUGCAUGAAAGAUUCCAGAAUGGUGGAAAAAGUCAGCAUCUUGUUGCUCUUGAUUGUGGUUCUGGCAUUGGGAGAAUCACCAAGAAUCUUCUCAUAAGAUACUUUAAAGAGGUUGAUCUUCUUGAGCCAGUGUCGCAUUUCUUAGAUGCUGCCCGUGAAAGUUUGUCCCUUGAAAAUCAUAUAGCUCCUGACAUGAAUAAAGCAACCAACUUUUACUGUAUCCCCCUUCAGGAAUUUACCCCAGAUGCAGGAAGAUAUGAUGUUAUAUGGGUACAGUGGUGCAUUGGGCAUCUCACAGAUGAUGAUUUUGUAUCAUUCUUUAAGAGAGCAAAGGUUGGCCUUAAACCUGGUGGAUUUUUUGUCCUGAAGGAAAACAUUGCGAGAAGUGGAUUCGUUUUGGAUAAAGAAGACCGAAGCGUCACAAGAUCUGAUUUAUACUUCAAAGAGCUAUUUCAUAAGUGUGGAUUGCACCUUUACAAAAUGAAGGACCAGAAAGGACUUCCUCAGGAAUUAUUUGCUGUGAAAAUGUAUGCUUUAACAACUGAUGUGCCAAAGAAAGUUCAUAAUACCAGAUCUAAAGUUAAAGCCAACAGGCCUGGCAUCAUCAAAUGAUAUGUUCCCUCAUUUAAGGAUUAACAUGGCUGUUGAAAGGGCCAUAUACAAAGACAUGACGGUGAUUUCCUUCCUGUCCAACCUUUUUUUCUCUUUUUUAUAGGUGCAUGUUGGUACCAAAUUAUUUAUUUUCAUGCAUUACAUUACAAUUUCUUAUCCUAUCUGACUUGUUGUUUUCCAUGAAUAUUGUGCUAUGCUUUUCAUUCCAACCGGUUGUAUAGAAGUGUAGACUCUGCUCUUUCUCCAUGAGGCAUUAGGCCCUAUUAUUUAGUCGAUUUGUUCAUUGGUAA